CAAACAAAUUCAGGAAUUUGAUUGGCUAAUCUACCUUGCCGUCGACCAAACAUAUACAGUGGAACAAGCAGGUACAGUCAUUCAAAGUUACAACACUUGUGCUUCAAACUAAAGGAUUUACAGACACGUAAAAAUGAUAACGCACGUGCUUUUAGUUGUAUUGGUGAUUUUCUCGAUAUACUUUUACAGACAAAGAAAGGGCAAAAUGCAGAUUUUUGAAAAAAUGGGUAUUCCAGGCCCCAAACCAAAUUUCUUGUUUGGGAAUUUGCUGGCGUUUUGGAGAAUGCCCCUAUUUAAGAAAUAUCAAGAAUGGUACAGAGAAUAUGGAAAAACUUUUGGAUAUUUUGAGGGGCCAACACCAGUUUUGGUAACGGCAGACGUAGAUGUUUUACAGCAAGUGUUCAUAAAGCAGUUCAAGAAGUUCCAUGCAAGAAAGGUUUUCCCCGUCCAAGUGGAUCCAGACGGUGAUGAAAAUGUUCAUAUGUUUUUUGCAAGAGGAGAGCGAUGGAGGCGACUGCGGUCCAUAGUGAACCCAGCCUUCAGUUCUACAAAAAUGAGAACGAUGACACCCCUAAUUAAUCAUCGAAUUGACCAACUUUUAGACAUUGUUGAUGACCAUAAUGCCAACGAGAGGAGCUUCGACAGUUAUGAAUUAUUCCAGAGGUUGACUCUGGACACAAUUGCAGACUGUGGCUUUGGUAUGGACACGGACGCUCUCAUGAAUAAUGAUGAUGAAUGCAUACAAAACUGCCGAGGGGUGAUUCGAGAUACUACAAAACGACCUAUUCUCUUCUUGCUCGGAUUUAUAUUUCCCGCCCUCCAUCGCGUGUGGAUUAGUAUUUACCACUUAAUGGGGCUUAUUUCAUUUAACCCUGUGUUUUGGUUAGAGGACAGCAUGAGAAAAAUCAUCCAGAAACAGAAAAAACAUAAGCCUUCCAAAUCGAACCUCUUGGAACUCAUGCUCACAUCUGAAUUCAACCCUGAAACAAAUGAAAUCGACGUAGGAGACGUUGACCAGAGAGAUAAUGUUGUCAAGCGGCGAUUGUUGACAAAUGAGGAGCUGGUGGCCCAAUGCCUGCUUUUCCUGUUGGCUGGUUACGAAACAACUAGUACCACCCUGGCCUACAUCAUGUAUGAAAUGUCGGUCAACCCCGAGGCCCAGAAGAAACUCCAAGAAGAAAUUGAUGAUUAUUUUCCUUAUGAUGCGGACAAUCCAAGUUAUGAUCAGAUUCAAAAAAUGGAAUAUUUAGACAUGGUCUGGUGCGAGACGCUUAGGAAAUAUCCACUUGCUAGCACUGUUGUUGCCCGUCAAUGUAUGGAAAGUUGUAACAUCAAUGGAAUUAAUAUACAAAAAGGCAUGCUGGUACAGGCCAAUGUAUGGAGUGUUCAUUACAACCAAGAACACUGGAUCGAAGACACACAGAAAUUUAUUCCGGAGAGAUUUACUGAGGCGAGAAAAUCUGAAAGACAUCCUUUGGCGUGGAUGCCAUUUGGAAGUGGUCCCCGAACGUGUGUUGGACUUCGGUUAGCGCAAUUGGAAGGGAAAAUGACAAUCAUUCGCCUGCUUAAAAAGUACACGUUCGUUCCCUCGGCCACUCAAGAAAUUCCUAUCCAGUUUGUAGAAGGAGCGACUAUUUUACCUAAAGAUGGUGUAAAUGUGGCUGCUGUCUUGCGGAGUCCGUAGACAGUUGUUUCUGAGGGAAGAAAAACAUGCAGUAUUAGACCGAGAUUAAACAACAUUAUACCCGUCCGUAGCUUGCCAACAAUCCAUUUACAAUAUGAAUAUGUCUGUUUUCAUGAACGGUCCAUGUGCUUGAAGAUAAAGAAUUACUUUAAAUGUGAAAACAGUAUCGUAGACAAGAGCUGUAAUUUAAAUUAUUUAUAUUCGGAGAAAAUGUUUGCGUGCGUGCUUGAUGAACAAAAGUAUUUAUUGGUAUGUGAGAAUGAGAAUGUAUAAUUAUGUAUAAGUGAUACUUAACUUCAUUAUAGGGAGGGAGCAGUCCAUCGACAAAUAAGCUGUUAAUAGAUUACAAAUGUUGCCGGUUGUUAUACAAUGUACAUAACUGCUGUUGAAUGUUUCGGAUUUUUCCCAAACAAAUUAUUGUGUGUUCUUUGUUGAGGGGUCAGUGUUCAGUAGAAAAAGCAUUAUUUACAUUUAAGACCAAAAAUGUACUGUAUAAAGCCAAAUCAUUAUUAUGAUUUUCAUGUCACCACUUGUUGCACAUGUUUUAAUACUGAGCAAGACCGGAAAUACAUAUUGUCCGAGAAGGGCAGCACUCAGUUUCACGUCAAAUUGAAACACUUGUCACAUCAUGUAUAUCUUUUCAUCCCUUACAAGCUCAUAUCGUGAGUUGAUACGACUAGUCUUUCAAAUAUUGUUUAUUUAUUGUUUAUUUAUUUAUUAAAACAAAAAUAAAAUUUUGAAAUAAA
This is a messenger RNA of Ostrea edulis (European flat oyster), 2430 nucleotides long. Its product is annotated as cytochrome P450 3A24-like. The coding region runs from base 134 to 1684 and encodes 516 amino acids. Lineage: Eukaryota; Metazoa; Mollusca; Bivalvia; Ostreida; Ostreidae. The transcript has 12 exons. Gene Ontology annotation, molecular function: heme binding; steroid hydroxylase activity; oxidoreductase activity, acting on paired donors, with incorporation or reduction of molecular oxygen. The record is from RefSeq and is a predicted model, not a curated record.